Mesorhabditis belari is the source of this 864-nucleotide messenger RNA. The record is from the annotation of a GenBank genome assembly. Lineage: Eukaryota; Metazoa; Nematoda; Chromadorea; Rhabditida; Rhabditidae.
AUGCCCGGUCUUUCAUCAUUUCUUAUGGCUGACGAAGACAAACCCGAUGGCUCCAAGAAAGGAGUAAAGGAUGAGAAGCAAGAAGAAAAGGAAAAGAAAGAGAAAAAAGAGGAUGAAAAGAAGGACGAAAAAGUGGACUCCGGAAAAGACAAAAAGGAAGAUAAGAAAGGUGACGCUGAGAAGGAAGGAGAGGACAAGAAAGCUGAAUGCUUAAAGAAGGAUGAGAAGAAGGGCAGCAAGGAAGACAAGAAAGAGGAAAAGAAGAGUGGCAAGGAGAAGAAGGACGAAAAGAAGAGCGGCAAGGACGAGGAGAUUAAAGAGGAAAAGGGAGAGAAGAAAGAAAAGAAGCCCGAAGAAGCUGCAGCCGAGAAGGACAAAGAUAAGGAAAUGGAGAAGCCAGUCGCUGCCGCCGCUCCUGCUGCUGCUGUUCCUGCUGCCGAGCCCGCUAGAAAGCCAGCUGUUACAGCAUCUGCAAUGCGCACGGUUGCUCGACCUUCUAAAAUGCAGGGACUGUCACAGCUGCAGAAACCAAAAGGAAAAUUUGCCUCUAUGAUGCGAAAACUUGGCUCAAAGAUGAAAAAGUUUGCUUGUUUUCGUUACCUUUUUGGUCGGCGUGGAGAUGUCCAAGAGGAGGAAGAGGAGGAAGAAUCGAGGGCAGCCGCUGGCGGAGAUUCGAACUAUUGCCAAGGAGCUGAUUAUUUGGCUCGUCGGGCUCUCGAAGAGUGGGGCCCACAAGAUCAUUGGGCGAACCCCACUGAAUACACCGUCGAAUAUGAUUCUGGCAACUGGCUCUCAACUCUGGGAGACUACACCUCCAUUACCAACUUUUUGUCUGCCGUUGAUGCUCAGCUUGCUCCUAUGCCA